Hibiscus syriacus is the source of this 693-nucleotide messenger RNA. RefSeq lists its product as uncharacterized. The transcript is spliced from 3 exons. The record is from RefSeq and is a predicted model, not a curated record. NCBI's taxonomy places the organism in Eukaryota, Viridiplantae, Streptophyta, Magnoliopsida, Malvales, Malvaceae. Bases 1 to 693 code for a protein of 230 amino acids.
AUGAAAGAUCCCCAUCACCCUUCAAAAUAUUAUUAUCGGAUAUGUUUCUUUGCUUUUGACCCUCUGGUAUCUGCCCCAAAUUCUUCUGCACCUUUAUCUAAUGAUGCCACCAAAGCUGCAUCAUCAGUUUAUGUGAACUUACAACAUCUAAGCUUAGGGAAGGAAGAGGGAGCGACGACUCCUAAAGAGAAUAACUGUGGAGUGGUGCUUCCGGAUUAUUUUCAAUCACUUUCUGCUAAUUGCUCACAUUUGAGCAUUGGUAACUACAAAUCUGGCAAGAGUAAAGCAUUGCCCCAGCCACAAACGCCUAGUUCCUUGACAAAUAGCUUGGAAGAGACCUUAAUGACAUCAAAUGGUUGUUCAACUUCUAUGCAUUUGAACUCUAGGAACCUGGUAUAUCAUGAUCAAGAGCAGCUUGAAUUUGAUUUUGAUAGUCAUAAAGCAACAACAGAUGCUAGGAACUAUAUUUCACACGUGUUUUCACAGUCAGAGCUUAGGAAACUAGAUAUUGCUGAUGCAGCAACUCUUGGGAAUGAUUAUGUGUCUCAUGCAUCUAUUCUUGGUUCAAGUUUCAAGAACGUCGAAAAAUCGUCCUCUUCUUUUGUGAUUGAUCCGAAUGCUAGGAAUCUUCCUACUAUGCCGGUAAAUACUUUUUCUUUAAGAAUAAGUUGGUUUUCUUUCGAAUUGAACUAG